AUGGCGGUCUUCGCUCCGCGGAUGGGCGGUGCUUCCUGGUCCGCCCUGCUGACAGGGUCGCGGUGCCGGUCUCGGCUCGCGGAGGUGAUGGCGGCUUCGGGUGAUGCCGGCGAGGCCGGAGCGGGGUCAGGAUCUGAGCCGCCGUCGUCCGGGGACCUGCGCAGUGUGCUGAUCACCAGUGUGCUGAACCUGGAGCAACUGGAGGUCGACCUUUUCAGGGGCCGGCACCACUGGGUGCCCGCUACACAGCGCCUCUUCGGCGGGCAGAUCGUGGGGCAGGCUCUGGUGGCGGCAGCCCAUGCCGUGAGACGCGACGAGCAGGUGCACUCGCUGCAUUGCUACUUCGUGCGGACAGGGGACCCCAAAGUGCCGGUACUGUACGAGGUGGAGCGGACCCGUACAGGGAAGAGUUUCUCUGUUCGCUCCAUAAAGGCCAUCCAGCAUGGACAGCCGAUCUUCACCUGCCAGGCCUCCUUCCAGCUCUCCCAGGGAAGCCCAGUGCAGCACCAGUUCACCAUGCCGACCGUGCCACCCCCCGAGGAGCUGCUGACACAGGAGGAGCUCAUCCAGAAGUUCCUGCAGAAUCCUAAUGUGGCUGAGGGAUACAGGAAGCGUCUCACCAAGAUCCAAGCUCAAGAUGUGCCAAUUGACAUUAAACCUGUGAACCCACCAGAUAUAUUCAGCUCAGAGCCUCAGGAGGCAAAGCAGCUCUUCUGGGUGCGAGCACGAGGCUACAUAGGGGAGACUGACAUGAAGGUGCACUGCUGUGUGGCUGCCUACAUCUCUGACUAUGCCUUCCUGGGCACGGCCCUGCUCCCGCACCGGCAGUACCGCAUCAAGUUCAUGGUGUCCCUUGACCAUUCCAUGUGGUUCCAUGCGCCCUUCAGAGCUGACCACUGGAUGCUUUAUGAGUGUGAGAGCCCCUGGGCUGGUGGGUGCCGGGGCUUGGUGCAGGGACGGCUGUGGCGCAGGGACGGGGUCCUGGCUGUCACCUGCGCACAGGAAGGUGUCAUCAGGGUGGAACAGACACAAAACCAGAGCAAGCUCUAGCUGAGGAGACCUUGAUGCCACUCAGACUGGGCUCAGGCAUGCCGAGGGAGGGACCCUGAGAUCGAGAUAGGACCUGGACAGGAACAGGAAGGAGACCAUGUAGGAUCAAGCACUGCAGGAAGGCCCAGUGUCAGAGGUGUCUGCGACAGACAGUGACCAACAGAGCAUCGCUGCAACCAGCUGCUAGCUGCACAUUAUGUAACUGCACCGUGCCAUCAGCUAUCCUUCACCCAUCUUAAAAUAAAGCUGGUGGGUGAAGAGCUGGACUCUCUCCCUGGAGUUUGUCCCUUGGACCCAUGACUAUGCUUCCACAAGGGCGGGCAGUGCCAGGAGCACAGUAGAUCAGCUCUGCCCCCACAGCAGGCCAGGUCACAAUAAGGGAAGGUGCUACUUUGGCAAACGUUGCUUCCUCUUCUCACUUCUGCACUGCUUGUGCCCUGGCUCUUCAGUUGCUGCUUCUGCUUGCUCUUGGGCUCCUCUCCAGGACUGGGCUUGGGCCCAGCUGGGAACUGGGAGAAGGGAAUAAGGCAGCUCCCACCACUGUGUGGAGGCUUGAAGCUUCUCACUGAUGGUGCCCUGGGGUAGUGGGGCUGAACAGACACAGCAGGCGCCUUGCUCUUCUUCC
Cinclus cinclus is the source of this 1675-nucleotide messenger RNA. It is a transcript of the gene ACOT8, whose product is annotated as acyl-CoA thioesterase 8. Gene Ontology annotation, cellular component: peroxisomal matrix. Gene Ontology annotation, molecular function: fatty acyl-CoA hydrolase activity. The record is from RefSeq and is a predicted model, not a curated record. Lineage: Eukaryota; Metazoa; Chordata; Aves; Passeriformes; Cinclidae. The coding region runs from base 1 to 1050 and encodes 349 amino acids. The transcript has 6 exons. Gene Ontology annotation, biological process: acyl-CoA metabolic process; fatty acid catabolic process.